CGUCCUCGGUCUAAACGUCCCUCCAACCACCACCCCUCGGCGGACUUUCCCAUACCAAAAACCUUCCUCCAUUCUAAAAACCCCCCUUCUCUCUCUCUCAGCCCAACCAAAGAAACACUAAAAAUGGCCAUGGCCCCCGCGUCACUCUCAAAACCCUUCAUCUCCUCCAAACCCCAAUCAUUUCCAUCGCCCACGCCUCCACGUUCCUCACUCAAGUACCGCCCCUUGACCGUCCGCAACUCCGUCGCCACCUCGGCCCCGGCGUCCGUGGCGGUGUCGAGGGAACACAAGGUGAAGUCGGUGAAAGCGAGGCAGAUCAUCGACAGCCGGGGGAAUCCGACGGUGGAGGUUGAUCUGGUGACCGACGAUCUGUUCCGAUCCGCGGUUCCCAGCGGGGCCUCCACGGGGAUCUACGAGGCGUUGGAGCUCAGGGACGGGGACAAGAGCGUUUAUGGAGGUAAAGGAGUUCUCAAUGCUGUCAAAAAUAUCAAUGAGAUCUUGGGCCCUAAGCUCGUCGGCGUAGAUGUCAGGAAUCAAGCUGAAGUUGAUUCACUAAUGCUCGAGAUUGAUGGAACUCCAAAUAAAUCAAAGCUUGGGGCUAAUGCGAUUCUAGGAGUGUCUCUAAGCGUGUGUAGGGCGGGUGCAGGAGCGAAGGGAAUUCCUCUUUACAAGCACAUACAGGAAAUAUCUAGUACUAAGGAGCUUGUUAUGCCAGUUCCUGCUUUCAAUGUGAUAAAUGGUGGCAGCCAUGCUGGAAACAGUCUUGCCAUGCAAGAGUUCAUGAUAUUACCUGUAGGAGCAACCUCAUUUGCAGAGGCUCUCUGCAUGGGUAGUGAAGUUUAUCACACGCUGAAAGGAAUUAUCAAAGCAAAAUAUGGACAAGACGCAUGCAAUGUUGGAGAUGAAGGUGGAUUUGCACCUAAUGUUCAGGAUAAUAGGGAAGGAUUGGUGUUGCUCAUAGAUGCAAUUGAAAAGGCUGGUUACACUGGAAAGGUCAAGAUAGGAAUGGAUGUGGCAGCGUCAGAGUUCUUGACCAAGGAUGGCAAAUAUGACCUCAAUUUCAAGAAACAACCAAAUGAUGGAGCUCAUGUUCUCUCAGCUCAGAGCCUCUGCGAACUGUACCAGCAAUUUGUCCAUGAUUUCCCUAUAGUUUCUAUUGAAGAUCCCUUUGACCAGGAUGAUUGGAGUUCAUGGACUUCGCUACAGUCUUCAGUUGAUAUCCAGCUUGUAGGUGAUGACUUGUUGGUGACAAAUCCAACAAGAAUAGCUGAAGCCAUUCAGAAGAAGGCUUGCAAUGGUUUACUCUUGAAGGUUAACCAGAUUGGCACAGUAACUGAAUCUAUUCGAGCAGCUCUUGACUCAAAGGCUGCAGGAUGGGGUGUAAUGGUCAGCCACCGAAGUGGUGAAACAGAAGAUAACUUCAUUGCUGAUCUUUCUGUUGGCUUGGCCAGUGGGCAGAUCAAAACAGGAGCUCCUUGCCGAAGUGAGCGGUUAGCCAAGUAUAAUCAGCUUCUUCGCAUUGAAGAGGAACUCGGAGAUGUUCGUUAUGCCGGUGUAGAUUUCAGGUCUCCUUAAUCAAUUACGCAGCAAAUUCAAUCUUUUUUAUUGGGAAUAAAUUACCUGGGCUGAGUAAGGCUAGGUCUUGGAAAAUCUACAGGAGUCUCGUGUAAAUCCAUUCGGCUUAUUCAUCCUAAUAGUUGGUAAUCAGUGAGGCAUUAGAAGCUUUCUGGUUUUCUGGUUGUCAGUCGUUGUCAUUGAAGCACCGGCACCACUAUCUUGCCCAGCAGCAUACCUUAAUUAGGUUCCUGAAAAAAGCAAAGACAAAAAGUGACAAAGGAAAGACCAAAAUGGAUUAAAUGGACAACAAAGAUUUCUUGUUUGUGUUCUCCAAAUUAGGCGAAUGAGAUGAUGUCUCUUCUCCAUUUGAAGUUUUGAACCCUUGUGUUUGUAACCUCUAUUGGCUUGUAAUACAUUUGGUGUGGUUGAGAAAGAAAUGGAUGAUUGUGGUAUUGCCCACGCAUGGAAAAAGGAAAGGGAUUGAUUAUGUUCUUACUA
Molecule: messenger RNA, 2055 nt
Organism: Rhododendron vialii
Lineage: Eukaryota; Viridiplantae; Streptophyta; Magnoliopsida; Ericales; Ericaceae
Product: enolase 1, chloroplastic
Exons: 7
Coding region: 124-1575 (483 amino acids)
Biological process (GO): glycolytic process
Cellular component (GO): phosphopyruvate hydratase complex
Molecular function (GO): magnesium ion binding; phosphopyruvate hydratase activity
Source: RefSeq, a predicted model, not a curated record